GUGUUUCUACUACCAAGUAUCUUGUAUGUAGCAAUAUUUUGACCAAAAGAUGAAGUUUUUAUUUAUUAUUACUGUGGUGCUUCUAGCCGUCCAAUUCUGCCAUUGCACGGAGCAUCCUAGAGGUCAUUUACAGCCGCUUGGUUCACACCAGCCACCAGAGGGGGACAUUGAGAAGAUAGACGUUAUACCACCUCCUGAUGUAUUUUAUAAUAAAUAUAUCAAAAGAAGCAAACCUGUUAUAUUUAAAGAUGCAGCUAAAGCAUUGCCUGGAUUUUCUCUCUGGAAUGAUGAUUAUCUCAGGACAGAGUAUGGUGACAACAUUGUAAGGGUUGAUUUUGGCAAGAAAGAAAACCGAGCACACUCAGCAGACCCUAUGCCAUUAGCUGAAUUUUUGGACAUUUACAAAUCAUCUGAUCGAUAUUUGGUGGAUACAUUACCAGAACCAAUGUGGAAAGAGUUUAUGUUAUUGCCUUGCAUUACAUGUGGGGGAUUCACUAAAAGAUUACAGGAUGCUGUGUUGUGGUUCAGCAAUGGUGGAACUAAAUCUUUUCUACACAUGGACACAGUGGACAAUAUUAUUUGUAUGAUUAGUGGACAUAAAAAAUGGUUCUAUGUUGAUAUUAAAUAUAUCGAUCAUGUCGAUUUUGAUCACAAAGAAGGUGAUUACUGUGCGGUUGAUGUUGAUAAAGUUGAUAUGUAUCGCUAUCCUGGUCUUCAAGACGUUCCAUGGUGGUCUGCAGAUCUUGCACCGGGGGACUGUAUGUAUGUACCUUACGGAUGGAGUCAUCAAGUAACGUCAAUAUCUCGAAACAUUGCUGUCAACAUUUGGUGGACUCCAAUUGAACAGUUUAAUAUAAGCGACUGCCAGGCUGCAGUAGAUUCUGGUAGUUUGGGUGCAGCUUCUCUCAGUCACUUCAAUUUCACACCAGCUGAACAGUUCAGGUAA
Messenger RNA from Saccoglossus kowalevskii, 946 nucleotides. RefSeq names its product bifunctional peptidase and arginyl-hydroxylase JMJD5-like. Gene Ontology annotation, molecular function: calcium ion binding. The record is from RefSeq and is a predicted model, not a curated record. Lineage: Eukaryota; Metazoa; Hemichordata; Enteropneusta; Harrimaniidae.